Sabethes cyaneus is the source of this 1869-nucleotide messenger RNA. RefSeq names its product ATM1-type heavy metal exporter-like. The record is from RefSeq and is a predicted model, not a curated record. Gene Ontology annotation, molecular function: ATPase-coupled lipid transmembrane transporter activity; ATP hydrolysis activity; ATP binding. Gene Ontology annotation, cellular component: membrane. The transcript has a single exon. Gene Ontology annotation, biological process: transmembrane transport. The coding region runs from base 1 to 1869 and encodes 622 amino acids. Lineage: Eukaryota; Metazoa; Arthropoda; Insecta; Diptera; Culicidae.
AUGCCCGCCCGGUCGCAUCAUCCGGCGGAGGAGCUUUCUUUCGUGUCCGAUACCGACCAGAGCGCCCGGAAAAAGGGUGAGAAACAACGCGACAUUGCCUUUGUCGAUAUCGUGCGCUUUGUCAUGCGCCGCUGGUUGGAGCAUCCGGCCUUUCUGACGCGCACCCUCAUGGGCAUCGCGCUGGCCACGAUUGCGGAUGUCGCGACCCCGGUGCUUUCGGGGCGCCUUGUGACCGAUAUUUCGAGCCAUGCGGGCGGGGCUCCGCAUGAUGCUGGCCAACUCGCGCUGCGCAACGACGCCCUGCUGAUGGUGGGCGGGCUGAUCGCGCUGGGGCUGGUCGGGUUGCUCGGACGCCGGUCUUCCUAUCUCGGUAUCACCCACCUGAGCCUGGCCAUCAUGCAGCGUGCCCUGUCUCAGGGCUUUGCUCGCGUGCAGCGCUUCUCGACCGACUGGCACGCCAAUAAUUUUGCGGGCUCCACAGUGCGCAAGCUGACGCGUGGCAUGUGGGCCAUCGACACGCUGGACGAUACGCUGCUUCUGCUGAUUGCGCCUGAGGUUCUGGUCCUGACCGGGACCACACUGGUGCUGGCCUGGCACUCGCCGUUCAUGGGCGCCGUCCUUGCCCUUUCGGUUGUGCUGUUCACAUGGCUCUCUGUCGUGCUCACCCUGCGCUAUGUCGCGCCCUCGGCGCGGUCGGCUAAUCGCUGGGACACGAAAGUGGGCGCGGCGAUCGCCGACGCUGUGACCUGCAACGCCGUGGUCAAGGCAUUCGGGGCGGAGCGUCGCGAAGAGCGUCGUCUUGCGCGCGUGUUGAAAGCCUGGAGCGGCCGUACGUCGCGUACUUGGAUCAGGGGCACCAACAGCGCCAAUCUUCAAGGUCUGGCCUCGCUGGCAAUGCGUAUGCUGCUGGUCGCGCUCAUCGUCUGGCAAUGGUGGCAAGGCAAGGCUGGUCCCGGUGACGUGGCCUAUGUGUUGACUAUGGUGUUUCUGGUGCAGGGCUAUCUCCGCGAUCUGGGUCAGCAGGUCAGUCAGGUCCAGCGUUCGGUAAAUGAAAUGGAAGAGCUGGUCGCGAUUUUCGAUCAGGCGCCGGGCGUUCAGGAUAGCAAGGGCGCCAAGAAAGCAGCGUUUACAACGGGACGCGUGCGUUUCGAAAACGUGACCUUCCAGUAUGCCGGUCAGGACACGCCACUCUACGAAAAUCUCGAUGUCUCGAUCGAGCCCGGGUCGCGUGUGGCGCUGGUGGGGCCGAGCGGUUCCGGCAAGACAACGUUCACCAAGCUCAUACAGCGCCUUUACGACACGAAUGAGGGGCGCGUGCUGAUCGAUGAUGUCAGUGUGCGCGACGUCACGCAGGAGUCGCUUCGAGCGCGCAUCGCAAUCGUGCCGCAGGAACCGAUGCUGUUUCACCGCUCGCUGGCCGAAAACAUUGCCUAUGCGCGUCCCAGCGCGACACAGGCCGAGAUCGAGCGGGCGGCGCAACUCGCCAAUGCGAGUGCCUUUAUCGAGCGUCUGCCCGAGGGCUAUGCCACGCUGGUUGGCGAACGCGGGGUCAAGCUUUCGGGGGGCGAGCGCCAACGCGUUGCCAUUGCCCGCGCCUUUCUGGCCGAUGCUCCGCUGCUGAUUUUCGACGAGGCGACUUCGAGCCUCGACUCCGAGUCAGAAGUGCUGGUUCAGGACGCGAUGCACCGCCUUAUGGCCGGACGUACCGUCAUUGUCGUGGCGCAUCGUCUUUCCACGGUCAUGGAACUCGACCGUAUUCUCGUCUUCAGCAAGGGAAAGCUGAUGGAAGACGGCACUCAUGGUGCACUGGUCCAGCGCGAGGGUGGCAUAUACCGCCGCCUGUUCGAGCUUCAAUCGCUCGAGGGCUGA